Messenger RNA from Brettanomyces nanus, 1521 nucleotides. RefSeq lists its product as uncharacterized. Gene Ontology annotation, biological process: endonucleolytic cleavage in ITS1 to separate SSU-rRNA from 5.8S rRNA and LSU-rRNA from tricistronic rRNA transcript (SSU-rRNA, 5.8S rRNA, LSU-rRNA). The record is from RefSeq and is a predicted model, not a curated record. The transcript is spliced from 2 exons. The coding region runs from base 1 to 1521 and encodes 506 amino acids. Lineage: Eukaryota; Fungi; Ascomycota; Pichiomycetes; Pichiales; Pichiaceae. Gene Ontology annotation, cellular component: nucleolus; 90S preribosome.
AUGUUAACUGAAAAGAAAGAAGAGGAUGUAAAGGAAGAAAAGGACGAUGGUAAUAAACCUAUCUAUUUGAAGGAAUAUCACCGGAUGAAUUUGCUUGGAAAGAAUGAUGAAGAUGGAGAGGAAGAGGAAGAGGUGAUAGAAAAUAAUCAUACGGAUAAGAGAUCUGUUGAAGAAGAAGAAGAUUUACAAGCGAAGCCAUAUACAGCUCAGCAAAAGGAGGACAAGGCUAAAUUGAUGGACGAGAUCAAUGAAGCAUUCGGAGAAGAUGAGGAGGAAGACUUUUUAAAGAAGAAAAAUCCUCCAAAAGAGAAAAAGAAGGAAAAGAAGGAUGAGGUUACACUUCCGGAUCCAUCUCAAGACGGAGAAAAGUUUUUGGAAGUGUACAUAGAGAAACAUGCUUGGAUACCUGAUAAGGACUCUAAAGAUUUGACUAAAGGAAUGGAAGAAGAUGAUCCAGAAUUUGAUGCGGCAGCAGAGAGGUUUGAGAAUGCUUACAAUUUCCGUUUUGAGGACCCUGAUGCAGGGGAAAUCGUUUCCUAUGCGAGAUCUCAAGCUACUAUGAGAAGACAGAAGACGAGCUCUAGGAGGAAAGAAAGACAGAAGGAACAAGAAACAAGAAGAGAUGAGCAAGAAGAAGUUCAAAAGAAGCUUAAGCAAAAGAAGCAGAAAAAAAUGAAUUUAGUGAUGGACAGAAUUAAUGAGGUUAGAGAUGCCGUGGGCAAUGAUAUCCCAGAAAAGGUUAUUGCUGAAGUAUUCGGAGAUAUCUUGAUGAAGGAAGACUUUGAUAAUGAGGAAUGGGAUAAGAAGAUGAAUGAAGUAUUCGAGAAGUAUGAGGGAGACAGUACAGAGAAACCAACAUGGGACGAUAAUGAAGAAGAAGAAGGAGAAGAGAAAGGAGAAGAGAAAGGAGAAGAGAAAGGAGAAGAGAAAGGAGAAGAGAAAGGAGAUGAGAAAGGAGAUGAGAAAGGAGAUGAAGAAGAUGAAGAGGUGGUUGAAGCGACAGAUGUUACACAGAAAUCCUCGAAGCGUGCUUCCAAACGAGAAGAAAAACACAAAAAGAAGCAAAAGAAGGAGAGCAUUAAGAGAAUAGCGUCGAGUAUUGUGGAACAGAAAGCUACAGAAUUGAUAGAUGAAAUCAAAGAAGAAAGAGGACGGUCCAGACAGCAAGAGAACCUCAGAUUCAAGUACAGAGAAGUCUCACCACAAUCAUUUGGCUUAACUACGAGAGAUAUAUUGUUUGCAGACGAUCAGUCUUUGAACGAUUUUGUCGGAUUGAAGAAAUUCGCUCCUUAUCGAUCGGAAAGGGAUAAGGAAGAGGACAAGAACAAAUACGGAAAGAGUAAACGGGUGAAAAAAUGGAGAAAGAAGGUGUUUCACAGUUCCCAUGGACCAAAGUUUGGUGCCGAGGAUGCUAAUGGGGAUAUUGAGAUUCCAUUGAUCGUCAAUGAGCCAAGCCAUAAACGGAAACAGGAACAUAGUCACAAGAAGGAUAGGAAAAGAAAGACUAAGGAGAGUAAAUAG